Cryptomeria japonica (Japanese cedar) is the source of this 1443-nucleotide messenger RNA. RefSeq lists its product as uncharacterized. The transcript has 5 exons. Lineage: Eukaryota; Viridiplantae; Streptophyta; Pinopsida; Cupressales; Cupressaceae. The record is from RefSeq and is a predicted model, not a curated record. The coding region runs from base 160 to 1029 and encodes 289 amino acids.
CUAUUAAAUUGCAACGGUCGAAUUGUACAGCUAUUCAAUUACGAGUCCUAUAUUACGAGCAUCUCUAAAUUUUAUUUCCUCUAAUUUGCUAAAUCGAGGGUUUGAUCGAAUUGGAAGCUUCUAAGUCUUGUGAAGUGAAAGGCAGGACUCAGAGUCCACAUGUCUGGAAAAAGGACAGGAGAGACACUGAACAUUAUCAGGGAGUUUGCCAAAACUCCUAAGCGAUCUCUGGGCACGCCUCGGCGAGUUCCGGUGGAUUCCAAUGGCAACGAAAUUGCGAAGACGCCCAGAAGAAUUCCAAGAACGUCUAUAUCAAAAUCUUUACCACAGCGCUCGGUUAGUUUGGGUUGCAACACACCAUCCAAAACAGUUCUUGUGCCUCCUUCACAUUUGGGUGAUUGCUCCAAGGUUUCUGCAUUUCUCUUGCCUUGCCAACUUCAAGUUUCACCUAAUCAAGCAAGGAGUCAUUUAAUUUCUUCCAAGCUGAAUGAGCAUCAUCAUUCCUCCGGAGCAUGCACACCUAGAGAAUUGAAGGCCCCAAAUAUUUCAUCUGACGAGGUAGAAAAUUCACUUGUGCUUCUGAACUCUGAAAUAGUAAGUGAAAAGGAAAAUAUAUUUGUCAUCAACGAUGAGUUUGCUGGCAAAGAAGACACUCCUUUCAAGGGAAAAAUGUUUGCUGAGGGAAACACUAGUGGAAGAAAAGAGAGAAUUUUGUCUCUGUUGUCCAGGUUCCAGAAAAGAGAGAAUUUCGUAAGGUCUCCAGCAUUGAGAGUUGACGUAAAAGAUUCAGUGGAUGGUUGUGGGAGGAAAAGAAAUUUUUUUGUGUCAAAGAGCAGUACUGAAUCUAAUAAUAAUCAAUUUCAGCAGUGUGAGAGAACUGACGGCAAUGUAGGGAAGAAAAUUGAUGCACCUAAGAGCAGUACUAAAUCCCACAUCAACAAAUCAGAUGCGGCAAAGAGCAGUCAAUCCCACAUCAACAAAUUGCAUGAGUCUAAGAGGAGUCCUGCACAAAAGAAAUUAGACGUUUAAUCAACCAAGGCCAUUGCUGGAAUUUCUUAUUGGAUCACUUGAUAAAUGUCCAGCGAUAGAUGGAGCAAGGCAAUUGCGUGUAUUUUCUUCAGAUCACUGGAUAAAUGCCCAAGAGAUAAAUGGACGAAGGCACUUACCGUAAUAUUUCUUUGGAUCACUGGAUAAAUAAUUGCCAUUUGGGUUUCUGCCUUUGAUGUUUCAUGAGCUAGAUAAUUAGAGAUUAUAAUUCUGUAGCAAUUAGGAAUAAUGAUUGCAAUUGCCAUAAAUUUGGCGGCAAAAUACUUUUGAUGUCCAAGAGAAAUGGCCUCCUGGUCAAGGGAAUGGAAAAUCCCUAAAUUUGGGUUCCAUUCCCAAGCGGGAAAAUUACCUGUAAUGAAAGUUUUUGCUAUAAAUCUUAAUAGAAAUGGUAAGAUU